Messenger RNA from Beta vulgaris subsp. vulgaris (sugar beet), 2578 nucleotides. Its product is annotated as LEAF RUST 10 DISEASE-RESISTANCE LOCUS RECEPTOR-LIKE PROTEIN KINASE-like 1.5. The transcript has a single exon. Gene Ontology annotation, molecular function: ATP binding; protein kinase activity. The record is from RefSeq and is a predicted model, not a curated record. NCBI's taxonomy places the organism in Eukaryota, Viridiplantae, Streptophyta, Magnoliopsida, Caryophyllales, Amaranthaceae. The coding region runs from base 362 to 2296 and encodes 644 amino acids. Gene Ontology annotation, biological process: protein phosphorylation.
AAGCUAAAGUGAAAUAAAAGCCAAAGUGCUCACUUUUCCACAUAUUUGUCCCCUCUUUUCUCCCCAUUUCACCUUCACGUGAGUUUCCAAUUCUUCCCUCUUCUUUCUCUCUCUCUCUCACCUCACUCUAUCUAUCUAGUAACCAAAAUUACUAGAUCAGAUCUUAUUCCUCCGUUGAUGACCACAUUGUAAACCUCAAAAACACUCUCUCUCGUUCCACCUCCAUGCCUUUCUCGACCACAUUCUAAACUUAAAAUUUUAUCGCUCUCUCGUUCCACCUCCAUGCCUUUCUCUCUUCGUUUAUGACCACAUUCUAAACUUAAAACUUUUUUUUUAUAGCUCGCUCUCUCGUUCCACCUCCAUGCCUUUCUCUCUCCUCUCGAUCUUUAUAGUUAUCUUCCUCUACAUAACUCCGUCAAUCUCCCACUUACCUUGUUCUUCUUCGCUCACUAGAUCUUGCCCUCCUUUCAACACCACCCCACCUUACCCUUUCUCCACUUCCCCAGGUUGUGGCCACCCUUCUUUCAAACUCCAUUGUUCUUCUACUUUCUCUCUCCUCAAAAUCAAUAACCUCUCUUUCUCUCUUCUCCACUAUGACCCUAUCUUCUCCUCUCUCCUCCUCUCCCCUAUUUCUCUCUCCUCCAUUUCUAACAAAUCCAAAUCCAAAUCCAAAUCUUGCCCUUCUAUCUCUCACUUCCCUUCAAUCCCUUCUCACCCCAUUAACCUCUCUAACACUCCCUUCAAAAUCUCUGAUUCUUCUUGCUCACGUUUCUCUCUCCUCAAACCUUGUUCUGGGCCCACUCUCUCUCUCCCUAACUGUAGUAUCUGUUCUUGGCAUUGCUCUCUUGUGAAAAACCCGCUUCGUCUGCUCCAUGGGUGUGGGCCCGCUCCAAGGCCCGUUUCUGAUCAGGGUUGUCAAAGUGAUGUUCUGGGUUACUUGGAUAAGAUACUUAAAGUUGGUAUUCAAGUUGAGUAUCAACAAGAUGAUGAUGUUUUGUUUCAGAAAUGUAAUGAUUGUCGCUCUAGUAAUAAUGGAGUUUGUGGGUUUAAUGAAUCUGAUCCCAAUAAAUCCUUUUUGUGUUUUCGUGAAUCAGUGUUGUUUCCGCCAUUGUUGAUGCACCAUAAGAAGAAGAUUACUGCAUUGUACUCUGUUUUUGUUAUCUUAUGUUUGUUAUGUGUAUUUGGGGUUACUUAUUUCGCUUUCAGAAAUUGGAAAAUUGGUGGGAAUAAUAUGAGUGUAGAAGAUCCGAUGACUGUUUUUCUACAGAAUCAUCGUUCUACUUCUUUGCUUCCUCCAGUUUUUACCUACGAAGAGCUUGAGUCGUCGACGAAUAGAUUCGAUUCGAAGAGAAAAAUCGGUGAUGGCGGAUUUGGUUCGGUUUAUUUGGGGAAAUUGUUUGAUGGUCGAACUGUUGCUGUUAAAUAUUUACAUAGACAUGGUGGGAAAGCUGUGCCAACUAAGUCUUUUUGUAAUGAAAUAUUGAUAUUGUCAUCAAUUGAUCAUCCUAAUUUGGUUAAACUACAUGGGUAUUGUAGUGAUCCAAGAGGGUUAUUAUUGGUUUAUGAUUAUAUCCCAAAUGGGACUUUAGCUGAUCAUCUACACGGUCCGAAUCGGAAUAUUUCGGGUUCGUUGAGUUGGGUGACUCGAGUCGAUAUUGCAUUGCAGAUCGCAAUUGCAAUUGAAUACCUCCAUUUUGCAGUCCAACCACCGGUUGUUCACCGCGAUAUUACGACAUCGAAUAUAUUUGUAGACCAGCAUUUGCGGGUUCGAGUUGGGGAUUUCGGGUUGUCAAGGUUAUUGGUUUGUGCAGAACAACAAAGGAAUUUGUCUGGGGAAUUAACAGGGUCGUCUACAGGUUGUGUUUGGACUGGACCACAAGGGACACCGGGUUACUUAGACCCGGAUUAUCAUAAAUCAUUUCGGUUAACAGAAAAGAGUGAUGUAUAUAGUUUUGGGGUUGUCCUUUUAGAGUUGAUAACCGGGUUGAAGGCAGUUGAUCAAAGGAGGGAAAAGAGGGAGGUGGGGUUGGUGGAUAUGGUAGUUGCAAGGAUUCAAAUAGGGUUGUUGGAACAAGUUGUGGAUUCCACAUUGGCAGCUCAAGGACCUGCUGUGGCUGAGAGUGUUGCUGCUGUUGCUGAGCUUGCUUUCCAGUGUGUAGCUGCCGAUAAGGAUGAUCGGCCUGAUGCUCGAGAAGUUGUGGCAGAGCUGCGGCGGAUAUGGAGCCGCAUUCGUGGCGUUAAAGGGUCUAACUCCAACGUUGUGGUGGUUCCGGCGUCAGCUGAGCCUGAUCCCUGAGGGAUGUGAAUAGAGUGUCUCUUCUUGGGUUUUGGAUGUCAAAAUGUAAUCUUGUACCACUACUAGUUACUAGUUACUAGUUACUACUACUGUUAUUGUUGGUGAUAUUGGUGGGAGGUUUAUGGAGGGUUAGAUAAUCAUAAUGGUUUAUGUCAUUGUAAUAUAAUUCCAUAGAUCAUCAUUAUCACCCAAUGAAGUGUAUUCAUAUGAUCAUUUAAAUAUGAUGAAUAGAAAAACUUUUACUUAUAGUAAUAAUGGGUAUUUGAUUUGCUAUUUUUAUCU